Molecule: messenger RNA, 1043 nt
Organism: Colletotrichum phormii
Lineage: Eukaryota; Fungi; Ascomycota; Sordariomycetes; Glomerellales; Glomerellaceae
Exons: 2
Coding region: 363-1043 (226 amino acids)
Source: RefSeq, a predicted model, not a curated record
CCUGAUUCGCCGGCGCUGCAUCUCAGCUCUGUUGCCUAGAACGCACAUUCAUAGCAGAGACAAGCCCCUCAGGCAGCGACUUAGAACAAGACGAAACGAGAGGGACUUGCUACAUUGACGUCAAAACAAAAGGACCCCAAAUGUGAGGCAUAUUCGGUGGAUAGCGACCCCAAAAAGGCAGGGCUGAAAGAGGGACGUAUAUGUAACGGGUCCGACCCGAACGUGGUCAGGCAGAUUCUCUGUACAGCCACAGUCUACAAUUAAGUCGCCUGCAACCUUUCCAACCCUAGGUCCGCUGUUACUCUGCCUGUCUCUUUAACUUCGUGUCCCUUGGUGCUGCCAGUUGCACUCGUCUUCUUCCAAUGUGCAUCCCACGUCCACGCAGGCACACAACACAAUCCUCCUCACCCAUCAUAAAACUCCCCUACCAGCGUCUCGACUCUCCUCCCCCAACGCCCCGUAUGGUCCCCAAGCCCACCGCCGUCGGAACCGUCGCCGCCAUGCCCACAUCGCCGGCCCGGACACCGGCCUCCGUCCCGCCAGCCUCCUCCCGCGUAUCCUCCCAACACGAGCGCCUCCUCCUCGAGCUCCUCCCCUUCAAAGACACCACCAAGUUCCACGACUGGCUCGACAGCAACUAUGUCCGCGGGCCCUGGAACGAGUUCAACGCAGACUUCCUCUCCCGCGCCAUCGCCGACGCCGCAGCCGCGGGCGUAGUGGGCCCCACCGGCCUACCGGCCGGUCCCAGCGCCGUGCCGGAACCGGAAAAAGUCCGCACGGCCCAGGCGGCGCGGGAGGCGCUCAACGGCCGCAAGGCCAAGUUCGUCGUCUACCGCCCGGACAAGAGCACGUGGACGGCCGAGGACCACCACGUGCGCUUCAUCGUCACGCUCGUCGCGGACAAUAUGCUGCAGAACCUGUGGUACGAGUCCGAGUGGAAGAAGAAGGGGCUCGAGAUUGCCAAGGCGGCGUAUGAGGUGCUCAUCUUCCUCAAGGCAACCAUGGUGUACGCGGAUCCGAAUCCGCCGAGUUACUCGGCAUGA